CGGUGGCGGCUGGUUCUGCGCCGGAUCUGAGAGAGGGGCGGUCGCCAUUGUGCUUCUCUGCGGACUGCUUUGCCUCAGUUAGAGGCCUAGAACUCCGAGGAGGAAGGCAGUGCUGCGGUCGUUGCGAGAGAGACACGCCUUAUUCGUUGCCAGCUCGGGAGCAGGGGAAACUUUAAGAAUGGAGUCUAAACCUUCAAGGAUCCCAAGAAGAAUUUCUGUUCAACCAUCCGGCUCUUUAAGUGCUAGGAUGAUGUCUGGAAGCAGAGGAAAUAGUUUAAAUGAUACCUAUCACUCAAGAGACUCUUCAUUUAGACUGGAUUCUGAAUAUCAGUCUACAUCAGCAUCAGCAUCACCAUUUCAGUCUACUUGGUAUAGUGAAUCUGAGAUAACUCAGGGAGCACGCUCAAGAUCACAAAACCAGCAACGGGAUCAUGAUUCAAAAAGACCUAAACUUUCCUGUACAAACUGUGCAUCUACCUCUGCUGGGAGAAAUAUUGGACAUGGUUUAACUGCCGUAUCAGGAAAUUCUGCAUCUUUGACCAGCUUUGCAUUUUGUUCUGGAAUUAUUUUACAUCAAGCUCACAUGGUAUGGUCAGGUGUUCUAGAAGAAUCUUCUUGGAGGCAUAAUCAAGUUCCUAGAUCUUCAUCAAUGGUACUUGGAUCAUUUGGGACUGACUUGAUGAGAGAGAGAAGAGAUUUAGAGAGAAGAACAGAUUCUUCCAUUAGUAAUCUUAUGGAUUAUAGCCACCGAAGUGGUGAUUUCACAAAUUCAUCAUAUAUUCAAGACAGAGUUCCUUCUUCAUAUUCACAGGGAGCAAGACCAAAAGAUAACUCAGUGAGCACUUUACAGUUGAAUACAUCAUCCACAAACCACCAAAUGCCUUCUGAACAUCAGACUGUACCAUGUUCUAGGGACUCUAAUAGAAAUUCUCUAAGGUCAAAUUUUUCUCCAAGAGAAUUGGAAUCUCCCCAAAGCAGUACACAGCCUGGAUUUUCUUAUCUUUCAAAUAGAGAUGAAGCCUCAACCAUAAGCAGUUCAGAUAGGGUUGGUUCAUCUCAAAGAUCAUUUCAAGAAUCUUCUGACAACGAAGGUAGACGUUCAACCAGAAGAUUGCUUUCACGUAUAGCUUCUAGUAUGUCAUCUACCUUCUUUCCCCGAAGAUCUAGUCAGGAUUCCUUGAAUACAAGAUCAUUGAGUUCUGAAAAUUCCUAUGUUUCUCCAAGAAUCUUGACAGCUUCACAGUCUCGUAGCAAUGCAGCGUCAGCUUCUGAUGUUCCCGAUAAUAGGGCAUCUGAAGCUUCUCAGGGAUUUCGAUUUCUUAGGCGAAGAUGGGGUUUGUCAUCUCUUAGCCAAAAUCAUAGCUCUGAGCCUGAUUCAGAAAAUUUUAACCAAGAAUCUGAAGGUAGAAAUACAGGACCAUGGUUAUCUUCCUCACUUAGAAAUAGAUGCACACCUUUGUUCUCUAGAAGGAGACGAGAGGGACGAGAUGAAUCUUCAAGGAUACCUACCUCUGAUAUACCACCUAGAUCUCAUCAUAUUUUUAGAAGAGAAUCAAAUGAAGUGGUUCACCUUGAAGCACAGAGUGAUCCCCUUGGGGCUACUGCCAACAGAUCACAAGCAUCUGCAGCAUCGAGUAGUGCUGCUACGGGUGGCUCCACAUCAGAUUCAGCUCACAGUGGAAGAAGUACAGGAAUAACAGGGAUCCUUCCUGGUUCUUUAUUUCGAUUCGCAGUCCCCCCAGCACUUGGAAAUAAUUUGACCGACAAUGUCAUGAUCACUGUAGAUAUUAUUCCUUCAGGUUGGAGUUCAUCUGAUGGAAAGAGUGAUAAAACUAAAAGUGCACCUUCAAGAGACCCAGAAAAACUGCAGAAAAUAAAAGAGAGCCUCCUUUUAGAGGACUCUGAAGAAGAAGAAGGUGACUUAUGUAGAAUUUGUCAGAUGGCAGCUGCAUCAUCAUCUAACUUGCUGAUAGAGCCGUGCAAGUGCACAGGAAGCUUGCAGUAUGUUCACCAAGAUUGUAUGAAAAAGUGGUUACAGGCCAAAAUUAACUCUGGUUCUUCAUUAGAGGCUGUAACCACCUGUGAACUCUGUAAAGAGAAGUUGCAGCUUAACCUGGAGGAUUUUGAUAUUCAUGAACUACAUAGAGCUCAUGCAAAUGAACAAGCUGAGUAUGAGUUUAUCAGCUCUGGUCUCUACCUAGUUGUGUUAUUGCACUUGUGCGAACAAAGUUUUUCUGAUAUGAUGGGAAAUACAAAUGAACCAAGCACACGUGUCCGAUUUAUUAACCUUGCAAGAACUCUUCAGGCACAUAUGGAAGAUCUCGAAAGUAGGUGGAAUUUCCCCUUCCCAGACUUGUUUAAUUUCUUUUGCAAAUUAAAUCCACAGACCAAAACCUUACUGUAUAUGCUUUCUACCAAAUUAGAGCUUCAUUUAUAGGCGUAGUAAUACCAUAAUAACUGAUUUGGGAAAGAUGGGUUGGGCAACUGACCUUUUUCAAAGCAUAUUUUUAAAAAAUAAUUUUAAGGUACAGAAGGAUAUAUUUUAACUAGUGUUUUAUUUAAAAUUUUUAUUUUUGAUCGCCUUAAUUUUAAUCAAAAAGAAAACUUCUGGUCAAACCACACUUCUAAAUCUGUUAGGUGUGUGUGUGUGAGAGAGAGAGAGAGAGAAAUUUUGUUAUUCAUCUUUGUUAGAUCAUUAAAAGUUUUCCCUGGGUUUGUGUAUAGUUCUAGGAAAAUAGGGGUGAAAGAUUCCUAGUUCUGAGUCCGUAACAGAAGCCAUAGUUUUUUUUUUGCUCCUUGUUCAGGUCCUCAUGGACCUUUAAUAGGCAGCCAGCUCCGACAGCAACUCCAAUCUCUUAAGAUCACGUUCCAGUAUUAGGACUUCUGCCUGGGCUCCUAUGUGAAGGCACUUAAUGCCCAAAUCUUUACAGGCAUCUGCACAGCUUAACCUCAAAGUCCUACAACCUCCAGGGUGCUUCGUACCAGGUGGGCACAGAUAUUGGUGGCUCUGAAAUAGUUCCUGGGAAUUCAAGAUUACCCUACCUAUUGUACUUUUUCACCCAAAGCAACUGGCUCCCCACGAUCAGAUUCCAUUACACUCUUUGAAGUGUUUUAAAAUAUAUAUUCUCCACUUGAUUAUUCUCUGUACUCAUCUUCGAAACACUUGUGGAGUGUUACCUGUAGUGUGCGUGUUUUUUUACCCUUUGAAGUAAAGUUUGAGAAGGACUUGGUCUUCAUGAGAGCCUUUUAAUUCCUAGAAUAUUCUAAGACAUGGGUUGUUGUCAUUAAGUUUGUACUAUUUUUAAGUUUUGAAAGGAUUAGAGGUACAACCAGAUGCCUUUUCACAGUUUAGUAUGUGUGAAAAUGGUAUAUAAAGGAGUCUGGUAUAUAAAGUGGGAAUUCAUUUGGUAUACAUCUUUUUUUUUCUUUUAUAUAAACUUCACAUCCCUUAUGUUACCUAACACAAAGAUCUCUUUUAGCAAAUUAUAAUUCAUACUUUGCCAGAUGUGAUGGUAGUAAUUUGUUUUAGAUGAUAGUAAUAUUUUCCCCAGAUUGCUUUACUUUUUUUUAAACUAACAUUUAGUAGUUUCCUAAACAUAGCAAUGUCUACUGCCAGCAUGUAAGAAAGACAGAGGUGAAAUAUACCCAGAUUCAGCUGAGAGUAAAAGCUGUUGUGGGUGCUACAAGCUUACUCCUAAGUACCAGAAUAUUAAUGUAUUCUAAAAGUUGGUUCUCACUGAAUUUUCUUCUCUUGUGGAGUUAAUUUAAGAGAAAACAUGAGAAAUUCUCUGAAAAACUGUUUUAUUUCUUAGUUUGAUAUUUCUCCAUAAUAUAGCAUAAAACUUAACCAUAGGAUUUACUCAUUCAUGAGCCAAGUAUAUGCUUGCUAUCAUUUACUAAAAAUGGAUGGAAGAUUUCUGCAAGAUAAAUUGAAACAUGAAAACUUAAGUUUCAUCCAUACAUGUAGGAUGUUUUUGUUGAUUCCAUUUGUUGGGUGCUCUUAAAUAUUGGGUCUAAUAUUAAUACAAGAAGAGUAUACAUUUAACCUUUCUGCCCUUGAUAAUAGGGGAAAUGCUGGUUGGGUGUUUAUUUUAGUGAAUUCCAUUUUCCUCAACACAUAACAAUUUAGAGAAUCCAUAGUUUUAUACUUAGGUCCCUCCUAUUGACAUUCCAGGAUGUUUAUUUUAAACUUCUGAGCUACUACAAUGGCUCUUAAAUUGAGGUCAGAAAUGUUACAAACAUGAGGUUUCUGACAAUGUAGAGGCAUAGGAAUAAUCUGAAAAGUUUUUUACUAAAUCCAAUUGUUUUAACUUAGGCUGUGUCUAUAUGAAAGCUUUUUGGACUAAAUAGAGCUUUUUCUUGGCAUUGUAUAGACAUAGCUUUGAUGUAAAUUGCAAGAAUACCCAUAACCUAUUCUGUGUACAUUUUUUUUCAUUCUCAUCGGAUGCAUCAAACAUGCAGCGGUAAUAAACCAGAUUCUACUCAGGUGUGUGAGAGCACUUGCCUUAAGUUCAUUUUUUUCUCUAGUGUCUAAAUCAUUAGCUACUGUGAACACAGGCUGAUCUCAGAAGCUUUUUAGAAGACGUUCUUGAAGCAUAUUUUUAAGCAUUCUCAUUUUUAUAAAAACUAACAUAAAAAGAUGUGGGGGUGGGAGCAAUAUGGAUGGGCAUCACCCACAGUCAGACCACCCCUAACCCUGUCAUAACUUAUCAUCUUGACCAAACAGAAUACUAAAUUGGGUUUUUUUUAUUUUACAAGUCAUUGCUGUUCUGGCUUCAUAUUUACACAUCCAUUCUCAUCCCCCUUAAAAUCAUUCUUGAUCAUCCUGUUUUCUUUCAACAGCUUCAGAGGAUGAUUCCGAAGAAGAUGGAGACCAUAACAGAACAUUUGAUAUUGCCUAACUUCAUAUAAGACAAAUGGAUGAUCUGUGAACAAGUGUUUAUUAAAACUGGCAAUUACGUAUGAUUUAAUUUUGUGGGGAAUGCCUAUUGGAGAUAGAUAUAUAUCUAUAUAUAUAGAUAGAUAUAUAUAUAGAUAGAUAUCUAUAUAUAUAUCUAUAUAUAUAUAUAUAUUCUCAAGUAUUGCUGAAUUAAAAAUUCUCCUGGACCUUUUAACAUGGCCAAUGAAUCUGAUGUUUAUAAACUGGUCAUCAAAAGUACUUUUCUUUUCGGUGAGUGGGAAAAUGUUAUCCUUGUUUUAAAUAUCUAAGUAAUGCUGAUGACCCUUUUUUGUGUUUUGAUUACUGUAGUCAUAUUUAUGAAAAAAAAUGGUUCAUGUUUUUAGUUUCUUGCUAGUGAAAAAAGUGGGACAAAAUAUGCUUUUGAAAUAAAAUGGCACCUAAUUAUUUUUCUUUUCAAAAAUGCCUUAAGUUACAGUCUCAUUUUCAUGAUCAUUUGCUUCCAGUGUUUAUAAAAAAAAUAAUUGGGAAGUUAUGAAAGCAUUAUAUAUUAGGUUCCCAAAGUUAAUACGAAUCCUAAAUUCACUUAGCAAUAAAAUCUAAUUUUUAAGAAGUAUAUAAAUAUAAAAUGUAUAAAUGAUGGAUAAAUUUUUGUAUUGAUUUGCAAAAUGCAGAUUAUAUUUGAUAAGCCAUAGUAUGUAGAUAUUCCUUUUAGGAGUAUUACAGCUGUAAAUUAUAUUGGAAUUGCCCAUCAAAUGCUAUUUGGGAAAAAAAAUUACUGCAAUCUCAAGUUAAUGGAAUAUUUUUAAAUCCCACAUUUAAAGUUUAAAACACUGGUUUUCAAUGUGUUUUUUAGUGUUGUCACUUCUUUAUAGAUAAAUACGAUAUAAAUAACCUGUUUGGAUCCUGGUCGUUUUUAACUGUUCCUUGGUAAUUCUGAGCAUUUAUUUACUGACUUAAUAUUUUUCACCACUUUUGGAGAACAGAUGAACAUCACCUAUUCACCAUGAAUAGAUCUACACCAUGGUCAGGAGUUGUGUAUAAAGUUUCAUAACACUGUAUAUAUUUCCUCUGUCAACACCCUUUAGGAUAUACUUUUAAACACCUUCAGGUGGUUUCAGAUUAAAUAGUCUUAUGUUAUGGCAACUAACUACAUUUUCAGAACCUAAAUAGAAACCAUGCAAUUUCUCCAAUGUGAAUCAACAGUUUGCCCACACUUAGUUUGUCUUAAUGUAAAACCUUGGCUGGAAAUAAAAUGCAUACUGAUUGAUUUA
Neofelis nebulosa (Clouded leopard) is the source of this 6171-nucleotide messenger RNA. RefSeq names its product membrane associated ring-CH-type finger 7 (gene MARCHF7). Gene Ontology annotation, molecular function: ubiquitin conjugating enzyme binding; ubiquitin binding; zinc ion binding. Gene Ontology annotation, cellular component: nucleus. Gene Ontology annotation, biological process: protein autoubiquitination. The record is from RefSeq and is a predicted model, not a curated record. The transcript is spliced from 10 exons. The coding region runs from base 179 to 2437 and encodes 752 amino acids. NCBI's taxonomy places the organism in Eukaryota, Metazoa, Chordata, Mammalia, Carnivora, Felidae.